GUAAACCUGGAAACGGGAUCUGAUAGGUUUCGUCUGCAUUUGAAAAACUAUUUCGUUUAUUUUUCCCUCAUGAACUUAGAAUGGUUGUAUUUUUUAUUUUGCUGCAUCUGUGUGCUCCAUUUUGAUUGUUCUAAUAUUCUCAAAUAGAGAAACUAGAUUUCAGCUGCAUCGUGAUUUCGAAGGUGUAUUUGAAAAUGUAUACAACAGCUAUUUACUAACCAACUAUGUAAUGCACACUAAACUAAGAAAUACAUCAUUUGGAUAUGAGAAAUAUUCACUAGUACCUCAAGAAAAUUUUUAGAGGAGAGAAGUGUUGAAAGGAAUUUUAAAAUGUACAAGUCUUCGCAUAUCUUUCGUUUCAUUAUCGGCACUAUUUUAGGGUUUGUAAUUACUACCCAGUUACGUUAUUUACUACUGCAUCAAAGUUGUUUUAUAUCCUUAAAUCAGGUUUCUGAUAGUCAAACUACAAAUAGUGAUGAACAUGCAGUUCAAGAUAUUAUUAAUAUUUCAGAUAUAUCUGAUGAGAAAAGGUUAAUUUUCAUAGGAGUAAUGACAGCUCAAAAAUAUUUAGAUACCAGAGCACUUGCAAUUCAUAACACUUGGGGAAAAACUGUGCCUGGAAAACUAAUUUUCUUUUCAAGUUCUUCCUCUAAAGUCAACACUUCUAUCCCUUUGGUACCUUUGCCGAAUGUCGAUGAUUCUUAUCCACCUCAAAAGAAGUCAUUUUUGAUGUUGAAGUUCAUGCACGAUAAUUUUAUAGAUGAUUUUGAAUGGUUUAUGAGAGCAGAUGACGAUGUAUAUAUCAGAACUUCACAGCUAGAAACUUUUUUGAGAUCAGUUAAUAGUAGCAAGCCACAAUUCAUUGGCCAAGCCGGGCUUGGAAACAAAGAAGAGUUUGGACAGCUCAGUUUGCAGGCAGAUGAAAACUUCUGUAUGGGAGGCCCAGGUAUGAUCAUGAGCAGGGACACUUUACGACUCCUCAUACCGCACAUCAGAUAUUGUUUGAAGAAUUUAUUCUCAACCCAUGAAGAUGUAGAAGUUGGAAGAUGCAUCAGAAAAUUUGUAGGCAUACCUUGCACUUGGUCUUAUGAGAUGCAGAGUAUUUUUUACCAUAGUUUCAGUGGCGAAGAAAUGUUUACAGCACGUUUGAAAACUAAAGAAAUACAUAGAGCAAUAACAUUACACCCAAUCAAGCAGCCUGCUUUUCUUUAUCGAAUGCACAGCUAUUUUCAUAGCCUGAAUACACAGAGCCUAAGGUAUAACUCACUGCUUCUUUACCGUGAAAUUCUAGAGAUGGAAAACAUUUUAUCUGAAGCAAAGUUAUUUAGCAACAGUAAUCAAUUAUUUCAUUUCAAUACAUCAGUAUUAGGGAUGAAGCCAGCGUUGAAUAAAUUUUAUCCAGUCAACAGAGAUGAAACCUUAGUUUGGGAUUUUCUGAGCAAGAGCAUAUAUUCUUUGUCUUCUUCAAAUCCAAAAAGAAGAUUAGAAUCUUAUCAACAGGUGGCAGUGAAUGAUGUAGUAAUGGAGGUAAUGGAAAUAAUAAACAAGUAUUCUAAACAAAGGGGUCGCGUCAUUGAUUUCAAAGAAAUUUUAUAUGGGUAUGUGCGAGAAAACCCUCUCUUUGGUGUGGAUUACAUUUUAGAUAUGUUGCUUACGUAUAGAAAAUACAGAGGGAAAAAGAUGACAGUUCCAGUUCGAAGACAUGCAUAUCUUCAGAAAACAUUUUCUCAGUUGGAAUUUAAAGAAGAAAACAGUCAAAACAACAACUUUCCAUAUUCUGAUAAAACAUAUGUCAACAUAAUUGUACCCCUCUAUGGCCGAUCAGAUAACUUAAAGCGUUUCUUAACUAAUGUUGAAAAUAUUUGUCUAAAAACACAGGACAAAAUUCGCAUUGCAGUUAUCCUUUUCGAUUCGGAUCAGGAAGAUGCAAUUGAAAGUAAGAUGGUAUUUGAAGAACUUGUAAGGAAGUAUCCAACAUAUGAUAUGCAUAUAAUUGAAGCACCAGGACCUUUUUCUCGUGCAAUGGCUUUAGAAGUAGGUUCUAAAGCGUUUUCACUUGAUGCACUGCUCUUCUUUGUUGAUGUUGACAUUGUCCUCAGCUCUGGGGUAUUGGAAAGAAUUCGAUUAAACACCAUAAAAGGGAAAAGAGUUUACUUUCCAGUCGUAUUCAGUGAAUAUGAUCCAGAGUACUAUGAUAAUGAUGCUGAACUGCCUCUGCUUUCGGAAGAGAGAGGGUAUUGGCGACAAUUCGGGUAUGGCAUUGUGAGCAUCUAUCAUUCCGAUUUGAAGCAAGUAGGUGGGUUCGAUACUUCUAUUCAAGGAUGGGGGAAAGAAGAUGUUGAUUUAUAUUCAAAGGUAGUUCGAAGCAAUUUAACUGUUCUUCGUGCUGCUGAUCCGGGGAUAGUCCAUGUUUUCCAUCCAAUUUCAUGCAGCCCUGAAUUAGAAGACUUGCAGUAUGAGAUGUGUUGGGGAAGCAAAUUAUCUAGUUUAGCUUCUCAAAAGACAUUAGCAAAGAUAAUAUUGCGGAAUCCCCAGAAGUACAUAAGUAUUAGAUGAAUAUUCAAGGUUAAACCAAUUUAAUUUUAUUGUGCCAAAGUUUUAUUUUUGAGCAUCCAGAAAAUUUUUUUGUGGUGUGUUGUUUUGUCUUAAUAUUCCUUUAGUUUUAUACUUUUCAUGUAAUUUUGUAUUGUUAAUAAA
Messenger RNA from Uloborus diversus, 2697 nucleotides. It is a transcript of the gene Chsy, whose product is annotated as chondroitin sulfate synthase 1-like. Gene Ontology annotation, molecular function: glucuronosyl-N-acetylgalactosaminyl-proteoglycan 4-beta-N-acetylgalactosaminyltransferase activity. Gene Ontology annotation, cellular component: Golgi cisterna membrane. NCBI's taxonomy places the organism in Eukaryota, Metazoa, Arthropoda, Arachnida, Araneae, Uloboridae. The coding region runs from base 331 to 2556 and encodes 741 amino acids. The transcript has 2 exons. The record is from RefSeq and is a predicted model, not a curated record.